AUGAAUGUCAAUUCAGUAGUCAUAGCUCACGAUAGUCUUUUUUCGGAAAAUGAACAGAUUUCAACUGAGACUGGAACAGCUGAAAUUGCUAAGGCUUUAGCAAUGGCUCUAGUCUUAAAUAAUAAAAUUACAACUCUUGAGAAUGAAUUUUCUAAACUCUCAAACUUAAUUCUCAGUAAUUCACAACUAAAUACUGAUAAAUUGUCUAUUAGGGACACUGCCCCGCCCAGUUUUCCAUCAGUCAGGGAACCUAUUAAAAUACAUGAAAAUGUUGAAGCUAAUGAUUGGCAGAUGAAAUUAAGUCAUAAAUCAAAGCUUGCACUUCGAAAUGGCGAGGGGCGUGCUGAAAAUGAUGAAAUAAAAGCAGCCAAAGUGGAUUUUACAAAAAAGGCAACUUUAUACAUAUCCAAUGUGGUUAGUUCUUGUGAUGAGAACUUAAUGUUGAGCUAUCUCAAAAAGAGAAACAUAAAAAUUCUGGGUUUGUACUUGUUAAAACUUAAAACUCAAAGGGCUUUUAACUCUUUCAAACUCAUUGUUGAAAGUGAUGAUUUUGAAAUUGUCAACGACACCUCUUUUUGGCCAAAGGGCAUUAUUCAUAGACACUGGGUCAAUUUUAAGGAUAUGGCUCAAGAGCAGGUUAACAGUGUUCGUGAGCCUUCACAAAAUAAAACUUCUCUUCCUACAAUUGUUGAUGCUAAUAGAAUGCAACCAAAGGUAAUACCUAAUGAUUCUCUAGAAAUUAAAGAACAAAAUGUUCUGUCCUCUGAUUGGGCUCAGGAAGUGGAAAAUUCAAAACUAAAAGAUGGCGAUGCCACAAACCAAUAA
Helobdella robusta is the source of this 825-nucleotide messenger RNA. RefSeq lists its product as hypothetical. The transcript is spliced from 3 exons. The coding region runs from base 1 to 825 and encodes 274 amino acids. The record is from RefSeq and is a predicted model, not a curated record. Lineage: Eukaryota; Metazoa; Annelida; Clitellata; Rhynchobdellida; Glossiphoniidae.